CAUGGCGGUAGUAAGGUAACACUAAAUGUUUCGUAACGUUUGUACCGGAGGGACGAAUAUCAUAUGCCUUUCUUUUUCCACCGUAAACCGUCUCGCCGAAAUUAACAUUCAGUUACCGGUAGUUAAGGAGCUGUAUCAUUUAAUAAUCGAUUCGAGUCAACAUUAGUUACAAGCUACUGCUACCCACCAAGGUCAUAACCAAACUGAAAAUACACGUGUAGUUCCUGUAGGCUGAAUCGUAAAGGUGUUUCAGGAAUGGCCGGAUUAAUUAAUUUUGAAGACGAGAAGGAGGUAAAGCAGUUCUUGGAUAAUUUAGGAGUGGAGUACAGCUAUCAGUGCCACCGAGAGAAGGAUCCAGAAGGCUGUCAGCGGCUCGCGGAUUACUUGGAGGGUGUGAAAAAGAACUACGAAGCCACAGCUCAGGUGCUGAAACACAACUGUGAAGUGAAUGGACACGGCGAGAGCUGCUACAAACUGGGGGCGUACCAUGUCACUGGCAAGGGUGGAGUGACUGAGUGUCUGAAGAGGGCCUAUUCUUGCUUUAUGCGAGCCUGUGAAUCGGGGGGUAAGAAAUCAGUGGACGCUUGUCAUAACGUUGCCCUGCUGGCACACGAUGGACGAGCAACGGAUGGGAGCCCAGAAGCGGGCGUGGCCCGGCAGUAUUACGAAAAGGCAUGUGCGCGGGGCUUUGCGCCCAGCUGUUUUAAUCUGAGCGCACUGUACAUUCAGGGUGCUCCAGGGGUCAACAAGGACAUGCAGCUGGCUUUGAAGUUUGCACUGCAGGCCUGCCAGCUAGGACAUGUGUGGGGCUGUGCAAAUGCCAGUCGCAUGUAUAAGAUGGGUGAUGGGACUGCACAGGAUGAAAAGAAGGCAGAGGAACUGAAGAACCGUGCCAAAGAGCUGCAUGGACAGCAGAGGGAGCGCCAGCUGUCAUUUGGGGACUGAGGAAGGGACCACAUCUCUCCAUGCCAAGUUUGAAUAAAGUACAAAAUUAUGUAUGCCAUUGUGCUGUAUAAUUUAAUUCUAAUUUAAACUGUGCACCCACAUUUGUCUGUUCAUCUGUACAUGAAUGAGUGCUUAAUUCAUUCUUGCAUGUCAUCUGUUGUAUUAAAUUAAAUAUUUUAGUGUUGCAUUUUCCCCAGGUACAAUAUAAGGUGACGUGUAAGUGUACUAUGUACAGUUAAACAAUUAAAUGGACAAGCAGACAUUUGUAAGGAAAUAGUGUAUUAAGACUAACUAAUUUGACUAUUUCUGCAAAGCUUAUACUGUAUAACCAAACAAGAAAUAUCUGAGCAAAAUGUUUUUGAGAUAAUCAAAUCCAAAAUUAUGAGAAGAUACAUUGUGGAGAUAUGCUUACACAUAUAUUAAACUUUCUCUCGGUCAUUCAAAAAACAAAACCAAAAAAUAAAACAAUACAAAAAAAACU
This is a messenger RNA of Megalops cyprinoides (Indo-Pacific tarpon), 1426 nucleotides long. RefSeq names its product cytochrome c oxidase assembly factor 7. Gene Ontology annotation, molecular function: protein binding. The transcript is spliced from 3 exons. The record is from RefSeq and is a predicted model, not a curated record. Gene Ontology annotation, cellular component: mitochondrial intermembrane space. NCBI's taxonomy places the organism in Eukaryota, Metazoa, Chordata, Actinopteri, Elopiformes, Megalopidae. The coding region runs from base 256 to 945 and encodes 229 amino acids.